UCCAGUCCUUUGUGUCGGUGGCAGAGGGCUAAAGGGUGCCUUCGCCCUCCCGCCAGGCAGGUGUCAGCAUGGACCACGCUGCGAAGAGAAGCCAACGCUAGCGAGGGAGGUGUGAAGAGUUGGCCAGGAUGACCAACUCCUCGUCCACGUCCACCUCCUCCACCACUGGGGGGUCGCUGCUGCUGCUCUGUGAGGAAGAGGAGUCGUGGGCGGGCCGGCGCAUCCCAGUGUCGCUCCUGUAUUCCGGGUUGGCCAUCGGGGGCACGUUGGCCAACGGCAUGGUCAUCUAUCUCGUGUCGUCCUUUCGAAAGCUGCAGACCACUAGCAACGCCUUCAUCGUCAACGGUUGCGCCGCCGACCUCAGCGUCUGUGCUCUCUGGAUGCCGCAGGAGGCGGUGCUGGGGCUCCUGCCGGCCGGUUCUGCCGAGCCCCCCGCGGACUGGGACGGCGCUGGGGGCAGCUACCGCCUGCUGCGGGGAGGGCUGCUGGGCCUCGGGCUCACUGUGUCCCUCCUGUCCCACUGCCUUGUGGCCCUGAACCGCUACCUGCUCAUCACCCGGACGCCCGCCACCUACCAGGUGCUGUACCAGCGGCGUCACACGGCGGGGAUGCUGGCGCUGUCGUGGGCGCUCGCCCUGGGCCUCGUGCUGCUGUUGCCACCCUGGGCACCGCGGCCCGGCGCCGCGCCCCCGCGCGUCCACUACCCGGCGCUGCUGGCCGCCGCGGCGCUGCUGGCACAGACGGCGCUGCUGCUGCACUGCUACCUGGGCAUCGUGCGCCGCGUGCGCGUCAGCGUCAAGCGGGUCAGCGUGCUCAACUUCCACCUGCUGCACCAGCUGCCCGGCUGCGCCGCCGCCGCCGCUGCCUUCCCUGCAGCCCCGCACGCACCGGGCCCCGGCGGCGCCGCGCACCCAGCCCCAACCCAGCCCCUGCCGCCCGCGCUGCAGCCGCGACGGGCGCAGCGGCGUCUCAGCGGCCUGUCCGUGCUGCUGCUCUGCUGCGUCUUCCUGCUGGCCACGCAGCCGCUGGUGUGGGUGAGCCUGGCCAGCGGCUUCUCGCUGCCUGUGCCCUGGGGCGUGCAGGCGGCCAGCUGGCUGCUGUGUUGCGCCCUGUCCGCGCUCAACCCGUUGCUCUACACGUGGAGGAACGAGGAGUUCCGGCGCUCAGUGCGUUCCGUCCUGCCCGGCGUCGGCGACGCGGCGGCCGCCGCUGUAGCCGCCACGGCCGUGCCCGCUGUGUCCCAGGCGCAGCUGGGCACCCGCGCUGCGGGCCAGCACUGGUGACCCCGCCCGGGAGCGCGGGCAGCGGAGAUUGCCGCCUUCCGACGUCUUUGGCCACCAACGCCAAAGAUUCUCCCGUGGCGAUGUAUCCCCUGCGCCCCCACCCCCCCCGAGAUCGCUCCAAUGAUGAGGCCCCAUAAACUUGGGUGAACAUUUUGCCUCUGACCCCAGUGAGAUUCCUGAACCAAAGUCUCCCUGAACAGGGGUUCCGCUAAGUCCUUCUGGACGGCCACCUGAUUCUUUCCAUUUGUCUCUGGGUUUUAGACAAAUCCUAAAUGAAGGCAGUGCACGCUGGAGACUUAAAGAACUUUCAAACUGGCGUUUUAACUGAAGUGGUUAAUUUAUUUCAACAGUGUGUUUUUCAAAAAGAGCUUUUGUAAAUCGUAACACUUCCCAUCUUCAUAGUCUUAGUACAUAUAUGAGCGCUUUGAGUGUGUUUGUGUCGAAGGAAACAAUUGAGGAAGGAAGUACUUGGUGAGAAGUGUUUUAGAAAACAACCUGUCUUGGAUAUUGCGCCUGAUAUAAGUGGGCCUUUGUAUAUUCACACAGGAGGCUGAGGCCGCACGCAUGCAGCACAGGAUGAGCUGCCAGGAAGGUUCUAAGCCCUUUAUUUUUAAAAGGGCUUUAUAAAGUCAUUGUCAAAUAAGCAUAUUAGCUGACAAGGAAAAAGUUACUGAAAUGAAUUACUUCACACUUUUUUUUUUUUUUGCAUUCUUAAAACUGAAAAUUUGUAUUUGGGAUUCUAGUGAAGGUUUCUAAUUUGCUAAGGGAAGGCCUGAGCCAGCAUUGGGGUUUUGCAAAGGGGUACCUCCUUGGGGUACCAGCUUCGUGUUCUCUGUAGCAUGCACACUUGUUGCUACCCUCACUCUGUAAUCCACUUACUUGCCUUAUAAAUGUGACUGCAGCUUUGAACACUCUGUGCUAUAAUGAUUGCUAAGGAAAAGAAAUCCUUCUGUUUUCUCUUUAACAUUGAAAAUAUCUCAAUACACAUGGAUAAUUAAACACUAAUAAUACCAUGACUGCAUACCUGAUAUUAGCUGCUAUUGCAUGCUCCUAGAUGCUAGAACUUACUGGGCAUGUGGUAUACUAAAGCAGUACCUAAUAGGAGACAAGGACAUAUGACUUCUUCCAGACACCAGAAGAAAUGACUGCCAUUAUUUGAAAAGGGACAGAGGUACCUCUGGCUACUUAGAAUUCUUGUUUCGACGGAUUUAUGAGAGCAGUUCCCAGCUGGGACUUCAUCUCAUAAAUGGGACCACAGUCAAAGUGGAACAGCACGAUGGUUUGGCUCUGCAAAGCCAUCGUUACUGUGUUAGGGCUUAAAUGAACCAUACGUUAGAAUGCAGCACUGUUUUUUAUGUAGUUCGCAUAGAUUACUGUAAUACUUAACCAUGUGCCGUGUCUGUUGAAGGAGGUAUAAUAAGCUGUUACAUAAUGAACAGUCCGGAAGGGGAUCUGCUCUGGACUGUGUUAUCUGUGAGUUUUCACUUUCUCUUCAACUUCAUACCUUUAUUUGGGAAUAUUUGAAACGCAAAAUCAUGUGAAAGCAUCUCAUAAUAUAAAAAUGGGAAGAAAAUCGCUUUAAUAUUUAUAUCAGUGCUACGACUGCUAAUUACAUCCAACCUGGGGUCAAAUAUUUUCAACUGACUGCAUAAUUUAGGAGCGAAAAUAGCACUCUUGGACAUUUUAAGUAAGAAUAUAAGCAAUACCUCUGAGUUUGAGUAAUCAUUGGGGUUGCAGGAGAUUUUGAUAUUUUCAAUAGUAAAAUGAAAGAAAUAUGUCAUCACCAAUAACAGAGCAGCAGUCAUCUUAUUAAUCUCUCCCUUCUGUGCAUGUACCAUUUUUCUCUUAUUAAGGUUUCACCUGUUACCAUUUUCCUGGGCUCAAAUAUUCAAUUAAAGUUCACAC
Molecule: messenger RNA, 3188 nt
Organism: Ochotona princeps (American pika)
Lineage: Eukaryota; Metazoa; Chordata; Mammalia; Lagomorpha; Ochotonidae
Gene: GPR88
Product: G protein-coupled receptor 88
Exons: 1
Coding region: 129-1283 (384 amino acids)
Biological process (GO): G protein-coupled receptor signaling pathway
Cellular component (GO): membrane
Molecular function (GO): G protein-coupled receptor activity
Source: RefSeq, a predicted model, not a curated record